AUGGAAAGAAGACUCCUGAAAAGAGAAAUUAAAAAACUCCUGUGUGAUUAUGUUGGCAUCAGACUUCGGGAAAAUGAAUUUGACCCAAAGGGAAGAAGGCAACUCACCUUUCUAGAUCAUAUGGCUCAUUAUGAUUUGGCCAUCAGCGUUGCUUUACAAUGGCUGGGUUACAAAGAAGACCAAACAUACUUGGAUUGGGAGAAAGUGAAGGUACCAUUUGGUUGUAGGCAUGUAUUUCCUAAUCGUCUUGAACGAGAAGCCAUGAUUUUAUCAUUUUAUGCUGGGAUCCUAAUGAAUAGUCUCCCAGUUGAAGAAAUCUUUGAGAUUUAUAGUAUGCACCACUCUGCAAACCACUGCCCUGGUGCUAAGAAGGUUCCUCGGGCCCAAAGUAUUCAUUUAUCAUUACAUCCUUUUGCCAUGCUAACAGCUUCCAAGGCAGCAGAACAUGCUCAGAAACAAAGUGUCAAGUUACAAAGGAGAAUAGUCCAUAGAAAGGCCACCAAUAGCUCAAAGACAACAAAUGCUAUGGAUUCAAAAUCAGCAAAAAACUCAGAAAAUCAGCAAGAAACUCAGAAAAAGUCAAAGACAAAAGUCUCUAAGGAAGUUGAAAAUGUGGAUUGA
Gracilinanus agilis (Agile Gracile Mouse Opossum) is the source of this 621-nucleotide messenger RNA. It is a transcript of the gene C3H2orf80, whose product is annotated as chromosome 3 C2orf80 homolog. The record is from RefSeq and is a predicted model, not a curated record. The coding region runs from base 1 to 621 and encodes 206 amino acids. The transcript has 8 exons. NCBI's taxonomy places the organism in Eukaryota, Metazoa, Chordata, Mammalia, Didelphimorphia, Didelphidae.